CAUCAGAUGACCUUGGCGAAAAAACAUACCGCAACGGUCAAUCGACACACCGCACCUUCUCGAAGCUCCGGAUAUGAGAACAAAGAGAUGGAGUGUGUGCCAGAACUGCAGGGCCAAGAAGCUCGCAUGCGACGGAUUACAACCAGCAUGCUCACAAUGCGCUUUGAGGAACAAGCCCUGCAGUGGAUAUAAACAAAACUACGUAUUCAUGCCUGGGAACGCUUCGAAUACCAGGCUGAAAGGGAAAUCGACACAAAGAAAGGGGAUCACAUCUGCCAGAGCCGCAUCAGCGCCCAGCACGUCUACAUCUGAUGCCAGAGGUUCGUGUCACAACAUUCUGUCUUCUGCAAUGCAUUUGAUCACCCCUGAUGGUCUAGACACAUCUAAUCCGUCAGCAUUCUCUCAUACUCUGGAAGACGAUAUAAGGUUUAUUGUGCGGCAAUACGUACCCAUUAGUGGAGAUGUCUCUCCCAAAGCCAUGGUUUCUCAAGCGCAGAACGAAAUCUGCGGAGCUUGGGUGGAUGUUCUUCCAGUCGUGGCCAUGACCAGAGGAAGUGAACAACCCUUGACCUCUGCAAUCGGGACCUUAGCCCUCGUACUUCGAUAUUACGUUCUAAAGGAGCAUGUGCGCCAUUCCGAAAUUCUUGACAUGUACUGCCGUGCACUUGAGAAUUUGGGUAAGGCGCUGGCCGACGCUCAAGGUAUUUUCCACAUCGAGCACUGUAUUGCAAUGAUGUGUCUAGCGGAUGCUGAUGUUGCGGCUCCAACCUUGAAAUCUGGUUGGAUGAUGCAUGUCAAAGCUGUUGGCGACAUGAUGGAGCGCUUGGGGCCCACCCCCUUUGCUGAUGAUCCAAUGCAUACAAUGUUUAUCGGUUUUAGGCCUUUGCUCCUGUGGAGCUCAAUGCUGAACCGGCGCGGGGCGUUCCUCAUGCGAAAAGAGUGGACGACAAGACCAUUCGAAGGCCAGCCUGUAUCCAUGAUGCAGCGACUACUGAACCUAGCUUGUGAGCUGCCCGCACUUCUAGAGAGGUUUGAUGAAACGAUUGACUCUCUGGAACAUGACCUUGGGAAGAUCGAACAUCUUUGGGGCGAAUUUUGCGCCCUGCUCUUGAAAGUACAAGAAUGGGAACAGAAUGUCACAUCAGAAACACCACAGCCACUGGUAUGGUCGAAGUGUGACCCCAACAUCUGGCCGUCAUCAAAUAGUAGCGCUCUUUGGUUCCCCAAUCUGAUGGUAGCGAAUAGUCUGACGCAUUGCUGGGGCUUCGAAAUCGUCAUGAGGACACAUCUCAGCACUCUGCACCAACUCAUCUAUAAAACCAGGCAAUACCACCCGCAAAUUCACAAGGGCAUGAAUGCAGAAGCCUUCGAAGAGGCUUCGAUCCUGAUCCUAGCAGAGAAAAUCUGCGACAGCACUCCCUAUUUGUUGCAGACAAAGUUCAAGUUUCAUGGUUUGUGGUCCGCGCACUUCACUCUUCCUACAGCAUUGAGAGUGUUAAGGCAAAAGCAGGAGGAUGACGGCAGUCCAAACGAACGGUGUCGGCGGAUAGAGAGCCUACUAGCUGAUAGGGAAAUUUACUUCCCAGACAUUCAGCAAUGAAGCCUCACUGUUACCAACUCCAGGUUCCAACAAUUUGAAUAACUCUAAUGCAUCUCUUAUCGAAAAUAAAGAGGCUGCCAGAGGAAAGCAUAAAAGGCGCUAUUGUUUUUAUAGAUUGUUAUGGUGGCAAGAGGUAUUGCAGUGGUGUUACGAACAGGUUGAGAUACUUGAAAUUGUAUCAUAUACGAUAACGUACCCCACGGGCGAGCGGAUCAACGGGCGAGCGAAUCACUUUUGCCAAGCCCCCACCAAAGUAUCCUCUACAUACCAAUGCCUCAACAACAACCUAAUCUUAACGCGUUAAAGGAAGCUCAAAUACAGCUUGCGCUUCAAGC
Messenger RNA from Boeremia exigua, 1935 nucleotides. RefSeq lists its product as uncharacterized. The record is from RefSeq and is a predicted model, not a curated record. The transcript is spliced from 4 exons. Gene Ontology annotation, molecular function: DNA-binding transcription factor activity, RNA polymerase II-specific; zinc ion binding. Gene Ontology annotation, biological process: regulation of DNA-templated transcription. Lineage: Eukaryota; Fungi; Ascomycota; Dothideomycetes; Pleosporales; Didymellaceae. The coding region runs from base 74 to 1600 and encodes 508 amino acids.